Funneliformis caledonium is the source of this 120-nucleotide messenger RNA. The record is from the annotation of a GenBank genome assembly. Lineage: Eukaryota; Fungi; Glomeromycota; Glomeromycetes; Glomerales; Glomeraceae.
AUGGGUAGAGCUCCAAACAAGUUUACUACAGCUUGUCCUGAUUAUCCUAAUGUUAAGGUACUCGAUGCAAUGUUUACAACUGGUGGUGGAAUCGAUAGUUUAUUGUUACCUAAGUUUUAA